Messenger RNA from Monodelphis domestica (gray short-tailed opossum), 6380 nucleotides. RefSeq names its product thrombospondin type 1 domain containing 7B (gene THSD7B). Gene Ontology annotation, biological process: actin cytoskeleton organization. Gene Ontology annotation, cellular component: plasma membrane. The record is from RefSeq and is a predicted model, not a curated record. Lineage: Eukaryota; Metazoa; Chordata; Mammalia; Didelphimorphia; Didelphidae.
GAUAGGAAGGCGCAGGGCGCGCUCCGGGAAGGAGGGGCGCAGCAGCAGCUGCUGGAGGAGGAAUAGAGCAAGGUGUCUCCCCAUAGCCCCUCGCCCUGCCGGCUCCCAGGGACGCACCAGGCAGCCAAUGGCUUUGCAGAGGUGUACAGCAGAUGGCGUCCGACUGCGCUGUUCCUUCCUCCCUCUCCUCCUCUUCUUCUUCCUCCUCCUCCUCCAGUGCUGAGGAGCCCGAGUCGCCCGCGGGUUGUCAGACGCUGGAAUGGGUGGUCUCCCACUACACACCACCAUUUUUCCUCUGCUAAGGAAGCUCGGGGCUCGGCGGCUCCCACUAGCUGGGAGGGCUCAGGCCAGCAGGGAAUAGGGAACACAAGAGGCCAACAAAUCUGAAGAAUGUUUCCGAGAGCUAAUUUGGCUGUUGCAUACUGGGUAUGGAAAAGCAUGAGAAAGCUCUGUCUUUUACUUUGUCUCAUACUGCUCCUAACAACUCAUUUGGAAGGCAAAAAGGAUAAUCAAUUCAUCUGGAAGCCAGGUCCAUGGGGGAGAUGUACAGGUAACUGUGGACCCGGUGGUAUUCAAAGUCGAGGAGUGUGGUGCUUUCACCUAGAAGGUUGGACAAGUCUUCUGUCAAACUGUGAAGAGGCUGAUAAACCUGAAAAUGAGAGAAGCUGUUUUAGAGUAUGUGACUGGCAUGGUGAACUUUUUGAAUGGGAAGUGUCAGAGUGGCAGAUCUGCGUACUGGCUCCAUUUAUUCAUGGUGAAGUCAAACUCAGGACUUCUGAGUGUGUGACAGCCCAGCAUGGACUACAGCACCGGACAGUACAUUGUAUUCAAAAACUGAACCGAACUGUGGUUAUCAGUGAAAUAUGUGAAUAUUUUGCACCUCAGCCACCCACUGAACAAGCUUGCCUCAUCCCUUGUCCCCGGGAUUGUGUUGUGUCUGAGUUCUCACCAUGGUCUGUGUGCAGCCAGGGAUGUGGUAAGAAGCUGCAGCAUAGGACUAGAUCAAUCAUUUCUCCCCCACUCUAUGGAGGUUUGAUGUGUCCAAAUCUCACAGAAUCAAGAGCCUGUGAUUCUUACAUCCCCUGUCCCCUUGGGGAAGAGGAAUACAUGUUUAGCCUUAAAGUUGGACCUUGGAGUAAAUGUAAACUGCCUCAUCUUAAGGAAGUUAGUUUAAGUGGAAGAACUAUUGUGGAUUUUAGCUCUGAUUCAAAAGAACGGGUCACAUUUAAGCACCAAGGCUAUAAGCCUCACCAUCAUUCCAAGCCAUGGGAUAUAGAAAUAGGUUAUCAAACAAGACAGGUUCGGUGUUCAAGAAGUGAUGGGAAAAAUGCGAUGUUAAGCCUUUGUAUGCAAGACAAUUUCCCUUUGACCUUUCAGUCCUGUGUCAUGCCAAAGGACUGUGAAACCUCAGACUGGUCAUCCUGGAGUUACUGCUCCAAGACCUGUCAAUCAGGGGAUCUCUCCCCAGGAUUUAGGAGCAGGAGCCGGAAUGUAAAACAUAUUGCCAUAGGAGGAGGACAGGAAUGCCCUGAACUACAAGAAAAAGAAGCAUGUAAUCUAGGAGGAGAACUUCUGCAACUAUGUUCCAGGUAUUCUUGGAAGACCUCUGAAUGGAAAGAAUGCCAAGUCACUCUUCUCCUGGAGCAGCAAGAUCCCCACUGGCACACAACUGGAUCUCUCUGUGGAGGUGGGAUCCAAACCCGGGAAUUGUACUGUGCCCAGAGUACCACAGAAUCUUCAGGACAGAGGUUAAAGGAAGCGUCUAGGCCUGUGGACAAGAAAUUAUGCCCAGGACCUGCUCCUGCAACCUCUCGGAUCUGCAAUGUUCCUUGCUCCACAGAUUGCAUGGUUUCUUCCUGGUCAGCUUGGGGCCUUUGUGUUCAUGAAAACUGUCAGGAUCCUCAGGGGAAGAAAGGGUUUAGAUUGAGACAGCGGCAUAUCCUUAUGGAAUCCACAGGACCUGAUGGAAAUUGCCCACAUUUGGUGGAAUCUCUUCCUUGUGAUGAUCCAAUGUGCUAUCAAUGGCUUGUGUCAGAAGGGGUCUGCAUUCCUGAUCAUGGAAAAUGUGGCUUGGGACAUCAUAUUCUGAAAGCUGUCUGCCAGAAUGAUAGAGGAGAAGAGGUAUCAGGAAAUCUCUGUCUGGCGCCUCCUCCUCCAGAACGGAUGGCUUGUGAAAUACCAUGCCGAAUGGAUUGUGUGGUUAGUCAAUGGGCCAGUUGGUCUGCCUGUUCUCAGUCCUGCUCAAAUAAAAACACAGGGGGGAAGCAGACAAGGACCAGAACUAUACUAGCAUUGCCAGGAGAUGGUGGAAAACCAUGUCCUCCUCCUCAAGCCCUACAAGAAUAUCGUUUGUGCAAUGACCAUUCCUGUACACAUUUCUACUGGGAGACAUCGCCUUGGGGUUCCUGCUCUGAAGAUGCCUUGGUAACUGCCCUUAAUGCAACCAGUAACUGGAGUGGAGAAGCCACCUGUGGUGUGGGCAUUCAGACUCGAAAGGUUUUCUGUAUGAAAAGUCACAUGGGGCAGGCCAUGAUUAAAAGAUGUCCAGACUCCACCCGACCUGAAACAGUGCGUCCCUGUCUCCUCCCAUGCAAGAGAGACUGUAUUGUGACACCUUUCAGUGAAUGGACUCCUUGCCCUACUUCAUGCCAACAAGAAAAUGGCACAUUAAUAAAACAGUCCCGAUAUAGGAUUGUCAUUCAAGAAGCUGCUAAUGGAGGACAAGAAUGUCCAGAUACCUUGUUUGAAGAAAGAGAAUGUGAAGAUAUUACAUAUUGUCCUGUAUACCGGUGGAAGGCUCAUAAGUGGAAUUCAUGCAUUCUGGUGCCAGAGUCUGUCAGGCAGGGGAUGAUGGGCACCAGUGAAGCUUGUGGAAAGGGCUUACAAACAAGAGAUAUCACAUGCCUCUCUGAUGAUAAUCAGUCUGCAGAAAUGAUUGAUUGCCUUAAGUGGGCAGGGGACAUGCCUCCCCUUGUGCAAGAAUGUCAUGUUGCCUGCCGAGAUGACUGUAUGUUCACCCCUUGGUCAAAAUUCACCCCGUGCUCAACAGAUUGUGACACAGUGAGGACCCGCCGCCGACAGCUGACAGGGAAGAGCAGAAAGAAGGAAAAAUGCCAGAAUGCUGAAAUUUAUCCUCUUGUCGAAACUGAAGCAUGUCCCUGUGAAGCGUUCACCUCCCAGCCCCAUGGCAACUGGUCUGAGUGCAUUCUUCCAGAGAGCAAAAAAGAGGCUCAGAGAGGCCUGAGGUUGCGGGGAGAUGCUAAAACCUGUGGAAAAGGGGUGCGCCUACAAGCCAUAGUUUGCUCUGAUAAAAAUGGACGGCUUGUUGACCCAUCUUAUUGCAGCAGCUCAGGUUACAUUGAAGAAGAAUGCUUCAUCCCUUGUCCAUUUGAUUGCAAAUUAAGUGAUUGGUCUAAUUGGGGAUCUUGCAGUUCAUCCUGUGGGAUUGGAGUGAGAAUCCGAUCCAAAUGGCUAAAAGAAAAACCUUACAAUGGAGGUCGUCCAUGUCCCAAAUUGGAUCUCAAGAAUCAGGUACAUGAGGCAGUGCCGUGUUACAGUGAGUGCAAUCAGUAUUCGUGGGUUGUAGAACACUGGUCUCCAUGCAGAAUUAACAGUGAGCUAAGGGCUUUCCGCUGUGGAGAAGGAAUACAAACUAGAAAAGUCAGAUGUGUAAAUACCAUGGAUGACAGCGAAAGUGGAAGUGUGGACAGUGCUCUCUGUAAUCAGGCUGAAAUUCCAGCAGAAGCCCAGGCAUGUUCUCUACUCUGCCCCAAUGAGUGUGUCAUGUCUGAAUGGGGACAAUGGAGCAAAUGCCCACAGUCAUGUGACCCCCACUCGAUGCAAAGAAGGAGUCGGUAUCUCCUAAGACCUCCACUUAGUUCAAGGACCUGUGCUGAAGACUCACAAGUACAACCUUGUAUUCUUAAUGAAAAUUGUUUCCAAUACCAUUACAAUAUUACAGAAUGGAGCAUGUGCCAAUUGAGUGAAAAUGCUACCUGUGGACAAGGUGUCAAGACACGCCUUUUGAGCUGUGUGCGUAGUGAUGGAAAAUCAGUCAGUAUGAACUACUGUGAACAGCAAAACUUGGAAAGACCUGUGAAAAUGAGCCUUCGGUGCUUAGUGGAAUGUGCAGUGAACUGCCAGCUCUCAGAAUGGACUUCUUGGAGUGAGUGCUCCCAGACCUGUGGCCAUGGAGGUCGAAGAAGCAGGACACGGUUUAUCAUUAUACCAGCUCAAGGAGAAGGACGACCCUGCCCUGUGCAGCUUACCCAGCAGAAAACUUGCCCUGUGAAGCCCUGUUACAGCUGGGUAAUGGGCACCUGGUCAUCUUGUAUAUUGGAGGGUGGAGACUGUGGUGAUGGAGUUCAAGUUCGAAACCUCUCCUGUGUGGUCCACAAUGCUUCGGCUUCUCCCACUGCCAAACAAGUGGAAAAUACAUUAUGUGGAGAGUGGCUCCCCCAAGAGAGUGUCCUACAGCUGCCCUGCUCUGUGCCUUGCCCAGGUGAUUGUCAUUUGACAGAAUGGUCAGAAUGGAGCACUUGUGAAUUAACAUGCAUUGAUGGAAGAAGUUUUGAAAGUAUGGGCCGCCAAUCUCGAUCAAGGACAUUUGUAAUUCAGUCAUUUGAAAAUCAAGACAACUGUCCUGAACAGGUGUUAGAAACCCGCCCUUGUACAGGUGGAAAAUGCUAUCACUACACAUGGAAAGCUAGUCUUUGGAGAGACAAUGAGCGUACAGUUUGGUGCCAGCGCUCAGAUGGUAUUAACGUCACAGGGGGCUGCUCUGCUCAGUCACGACCUGCUUCAAUAAGACAAUGUAAUCCAGCCUGCAGAAAACCUUUCUCCUACUGUACGCAGGGUGGAGUCUGUGGCUGUGAGAAGGGCUAUACUGAGAUAAUGAGAUCAGAUGGUUUCUUGGAUUACUGUGUUAAAAUCCCAGGCUCAGAGGAUAAAAAAGCAGAUGUGAAAAAUAUUGCAGCAAAGAACAGACCUGUGAAUUCAAAAAUACAUGAUAUUUUCAAAGGAUGGUCUCUUCAACCACUUGAUCCAGAUGGCCGAGUUAAGCUUUGGGUUUAUGGUGUUUCUGCUGGUGGUUUUCUUCUCCUCAUUUUCCUGAUAUUUACAUCCUAUCUUGUUUGCAAGAAGCCAAAACAGCAUCAAAGCACACCUCCCCAACAGAAGCCUCUGACCUUAGCCUACGAUGGAGACUUAGACAUGUAAAAUGAAAAGGAAUCCAAAUGUAGACAUCAACUGCCUUAACUGCUUUCCCUUUUGUAGUUCUCAGACUUCUCAGUUUUUUGAGGAAUCUCUUGAUGUGAUAUACAGGGCAGAAUAUAAAUAUUGCAAACACAAUUUUGCCUCUGGUUUAUUUGGACACUGAGUCAAAGAUCUUUAGGUCUGGCCUUCUGUUUUUGUGGGGUUUUUUUGAGUUGUUGUUUUACCUCUCCCUCCCCUUCUUCAAGAGACCUGAAAAAUCCAUCACCUCCUGCCAGAAAACGGGAGGAAGUGAACCUCAUGAAACUCCCACAGACGUGGGUGAGUUUUAUCUUCAAGGCAUGAUGACAAUCCCGAGGAAAGUCCGACCAAGGCAUCUGCUGUCGAUGACGAGUUCGAUACUGCAUCCUUAUGCACUAUAUUAGUGCAGAUUCUUUAUUCUUCCCAUACAUCAACACUGAGUUUUCUAGAGUUUACAUAUUGGUUCAAAAACUUUCAAAUUGGAUCGCCUAUUUUGAUGAACAUAGAAUGAGAUACACUUUCAGAAAUUCUCUGAGUUUUUACAUGGAAAAUAAUUUAUUCUGUUUUGUAUGCUGGGUGGAAGAUCAGUACUGUCAGGUGGGUUUCGGGAGAAAAGAACUGGGUUGGCCUCAGUGCUGGACCAUUUGAAAAGACGACUAUUUCUGAAUUGAUCAUACACUGGAUGAUAGUGAUGUAAAGAUGACGUAGGUGGUUAGCUUGGUGAAUGGAUUAGAUUAUUUAAUGAUUAAACCUGUCUUUUAACUCAAACAUAGCCAUGUAGAUAUAGCAUUGGCCACACACAAUUGUAAUUCAGUUUAAUUACGACAAGCUCUGCUUUUGUAGUUUCAAUUUUCUUAUCUGAAUAUUUAUAAAUUCUUUUUUUGAAUUUAAUUCUCUGACCUCAUUUAAUAUGCAUCAAACACAAACCCUGUUUGUAGAAAGUCUUGCUUUUUUUAAAGUUUCAAUAAUAACUGAAAAAAAUUACACAUUAAAAAACUGUGGCAACCAUUUUCCAAAGUUGUUUGUAAUAGUAGAUGUUGCAAGUAAGAAAGUGCCAUCUUGUGGUAUUGACUUGUAUUUAUAACAAAUAAAACAGCUAAAGAGACUGAGAGGGUUAUUGCAGCUGUAUUAAAUUGUGUGAUCAAGAA